Molecule: messenger RNA, 1786 nt
Organism: Saprolegnia diclina VS20
Lineage: Eukaryota; Oomycota; Saprolegniomycetes; Saprolegniales; Saprolegniaceae
Exons: 6
Coding region: 40-1749 (569 amino acids)
Molecular function (GO): lipid binding; metal ion binding
Source: RefSeq, a predicted model, not a curated record
CACCGGUCGACGCUCUCUCGGUCAGUAGCGCUUCGAACCAUGGCCCGCCCCACGGACGCGCCGCUCUUUCGCCCGACGUCGCUCUCGGACGUCGAGGCCCAAAUGCUCUGCGACAUUGGCAAGAAUGCGUUCUCCAAGCUCCUCGAGACCACGCGCUGCCUGCGCGAGCUGCUCAUCUCGCAGCCCGACGUCGAGCACAACGACCUCAAGAAGCGGUAUUUCGCUGCGACGUUCAAUCUCAUGGGCAACAUCGAUGAGAUUGCCGACUUUUGCGUCAAGGUGUCGUGCGCCGGCGACUCGAGCGCGCACCGUAAGAUCGCCGCCGAGCUCUUCUGCCUCGAGGCCACCGCGCGCCUCUACUCGAUCGAGUACCCGACGUCCGUCGCGCCGUACCACUACAUUGGCAUGCGCUGGAGCCACAUCAAAUCCCCGAUGCGCAUGCUGCUCCGGGACCGCGAUUUCUGCACGAUCGAGUACCAAGACGAGUACAUUGAUGAGAACGGCCAGCGCGGCUACGCCAUGUGCAGCCACUCGGUCGAGCACAACGCGUGUCCGCCGCUCGAUCUGGGUCAAAACUACGUGCGCUCCAAGCUCUUCCACUCGGGCUAUGUCUUUACCGAGACCGACAUCCCAAACGUGCUCAAGGUCACACUCUACUUUGACUAUGGCCAGCACCAAAAGAUGGCGCACUACAUGCUCCUUAACACGGUCGCCCGCCACCGGCUCCAGCGCAUCGAGCGCAUCAACAGCCUCAUCGGGUCGCACCAGCCGCGCCACGUGACCUCGUCCAUGCACUCGAACGGCGGCUUGAACACGCCGACCAAGUGCGCCAUGUGUGACAAGGCGUUCUCGAAAGGCCUCUCUCUCUUCCAGCGCAAGGCGACCUGCUGCAUUUGCCACUCGGUCGUUUGUCGGAGCUGUUCGUGCGAGUGGGACGUCGACACGGGUCGAGGCUUGCGUCGGGACCGCGUCUGCAAGCACUGCUUCCGCGACAUGCACCAGAACGCGCGCCGACUGAAUGACUACCGCGAUACGAUGAGCCACUACACGAACCGGUACAGCCACGGCAACCACAGCGUCGUCGACCUCAUCGAGACGCACUCGCAGCGCUCGAUGCUGUCGCCGGCUCCGUCGGCCAAGUCGUCGACGUCGCGCCUCACGACCGUCGCGUCGUCGAUGGCAGCGGCCGCCCAGCAGCACCGCCAGUCGUCAACGCAGCAGUACAACUUUAACCACCGGUUCCAGCCCCCCAAAACAUACCAAAUCGACGACCCGGUCCGCGACACGCGCACGAACUCGGUCGAGAGCUCGUACUCGGCCUACAGCGCCACGCUCAAGCCCAUGGACCGCCGACCGGUCGACCCGCCGCCGCGCGCCUCAUCGAACGACUCGAGCCGCUCGACGCUGUCGGAAAACAUUGAUAUUCUUACGUCGUCGAACCGCGCGCCGGUGAUCUGGCCAACGUACAAUGUGCCGGUCGCCGUGGCGAUCGCGGUGCCAGCACCCGAGGCGCUCCUGCCCCGGGAAUCCAUGGGCAGCCUCUGCGACCUCUCGUACCUGAACCAUAUUCUGACCGUGAACAAUGAUGACACGCAGUCGUCACCGGGCUCGACCACGUCGAGUGCCGCGUCGCGUGUCUCGACGGCGUCGCGGCGCCACGGCCACCGCCGCCCGAGCAACCGCUCGAAUGCGUCGUCCAACAAAUCGGACCUCUCGUAUCUGUCAACGUACAACUCGUCCAAUUAUUAAAUAGAGCUAGUUUAUGUGUGUGCGUUCUGGACCGCUC